AAAAGACCAUAAAAUAAAAUAAUUCAACGAAAGCUAAUUUUAUCCCCAAAUUUUCAUUCCUUUUUUUUUUUUUUUUUCUUUAACCUACUCAAAAUCUCUUUCAAUUCAUCGUGUUUCAAUUCUCAAAUUUGAGGGAUGAGAUUUCAAUUAACAUCCCCAAUUGAUCGUAUAUUCAAUUCAUUCACUCUUCCAUCAAUAGAUCUUGCUUCAAAUCCAUCGUGACCUUGCAAUCGAUCGCAACCUCUUCAAAACUUUCAGAACCUGCUUCUUCUCUACUUAUGAACAAGAACCAGGAACGCGCUUCUUCUCCAAAAAUUCCUUCGAGACUCGCAAACCCUUCUAUACCCCUUGAAACCCUAAAUUUCCAAAAAGCACAGACACUUCUCUACUACUUAAAACCCUAAAGUUCUCAAACGCGACUGCGACAAUAUGUUUGCUGCGAUUGACGAGGGUACCGGUGAUUCACAAGGUAUAUAAUUUUCUUGCAUGUUCAAGAAAGGAAAAACUAGAGUAGCACGUCCCUGGAGAAGAAGAGUAACAACUAGUUACUUGAUACAAGGUGAGUAGAAUUACCCAGUUUAAUCAUCUUAGAUAGUUCCACGUGGCAAAUUUGAGUAGAAUUACUAAUAUCAUAUAUAAGAUACACGAAAAUUGACCUUACUAAUAUUUCCUCUUUGAUAUUGUAAAGUUAUGCUACAAGGUUUUGGUACUGUUAAUACCCUGCUAAAUAACAAAACGGAGGUUAUAGAGAUUCCUAGAAGUGAUAUAUGGAUCAAUUUGGGUUAUACAAUUUAAUGGUAGUUGGGUUGUAAGAAAGUAUUAGGUGGACAUGAGGGAUUAGUCACAACAUUUGAUCACACAACAUAUUUGAUAAAAGGUAGAAAAAGAAAAUAAUCAAGUAAUGUGUAUUUUUUUUUAAAUGAUUAAAUGAUAUGUAUUUUUCUGUGAAUGUGAUCAAAUAUUGUACCUAAAUGCUUAUGAUCAUAUAAAUAACUCUUUUACUUUCUUUGAAUCAUAUCAUAAUAGUUUUACAUGUAAAUAUAAGUGUGACAUUGAUGUGGUACACUGGUGGUAGUAAUUUCUCUACAACACAAAAUUGGCACUAUCUAAAUUGGAUUUUUAUGUGAAUAAUUAUGGUUCCAUUAGACAACGUUACCCCUAGCUUUUGGAAAUAUGAAGCUUAUGAUGAUGAUGAUAUUAGUAAUUAAUUAAUAGAGCAAUUGAUUUGAUACUGAAAUGGAACUUGGUUGAUUGAUACUGGUGAGUCCCUACAUGUAUACCAAUAGAUAUAUGUUAAUUAAGUUAGUUGUCAUGGAUAUCAAGUCUAUUUAUAUGAUAUUUAUUUUCGUAUGAGAAUAGCACUGCUAUGAGAAUGUAGCACUACUAUUUAUAUGAUAUUUAUAAAUUAUGAUUUUGGGUUUUAGGGUGUCACAUGUCUGAUUUAUGAUUUCAGGAAAGUUGAUUGAACCUACUAUAUAUGGUUCAGCAUCAGCAGGUAUGUUAUACUUUUCUAUGAUAUAUGAAACUAUGAACAAUAUGUGAAGUGGAGUUGGUUCUGAUGCAAUAGGGAUUUUGUAUGUGCAGUAGGGAUUUUGUGCGGAGUGUAUGUUGAUCUUAAAUAUGAUACUUUAAGAUGCAUUUUAUAGAUUGAGUACCCACUAGUUUAGUUGUGUCAUAUGAAAUGAUGGAUGACAAAUGUCUCAAAUAUCAUAACUUAGUAUACUCUGUUGUUUCUCUUUGGAAGGGAGUGGCAUUUAUUCUUUGAAAUAGCAAAAUUUUAUCACACAAAACACUCCAAUGCAUAUGAGGCCUCAUGUAUCUUUUUCGUGGCGUUUCAAUAGUGAUAGCCUAGCUAUAUUAUUGUUUAAUGAAAAUGACCAUUAUUGUCUAUGUAGAAUUUCCUUGUUUUAUUUCUUAUAUGGUCUUACAUUUGUGAAGGAAUCAGUAGGUAACCAUGAAGCAGACUCAUUACAAGGUGUGUUUACUUCACAUAACACUAGUAACAAGUUAAAACAAGCGAUGGAGGAGAAACGUCGUCAGGAUAAGGAAGCAACGGAAACAAAAAUUCAGCAGGAAAAGGAAGCAAUAGAAAGAAAACUUCAGAUUCUUCUUAAAGCCAUUGUGAACCAAAACACCGCAACUGAUGCUCCUAAUGAUAAUGAAAAGAUAAAUAAUGAUGAUAUCGAAGAAGAAAUGCAAGAUCAUGGAGAAGAGGAAGAAGAAGAAGAAGAGCUAGAUGUUUAUGUUUGAUGGUGAAUGCACAUAAUUAUUAAGAUGUUAGUUUCAUUUUGAAGAUGCAUGGUCUAUUUCAUUUUGAAGAUGUUAGUUUGAUUGUGAAUGAUUGACAAUAUUAGGAAAACGUUAUGUUGAUCGAUGUUAUUAUUUUGAUAUAUAUAAAUGAUAAUCAUUUUAGUUUAA
This is a messenger RNA of Trifolium pratense (red clover), 2418 nucleotides long. RefSeq lists its product as uncharacterized. NCBI's taxonomy places the organism in Eukaryota, Viridiplantae, Streptophyta, Magnoliopsida, Fabales, Fabaceae. The transcript is spliced from 3 exons. The record is from RefSeq and is a predicted model, not a curated record. The coding region runs from base 1798 to 2250 and encodes 150 amino acids.